AAAUGUUGUUUUGGGACUCAUGCUGGCCUUAGAUGUGAUCAGUGAACUGGAAGUGCUAAAUGCAUCUCUCCAGAAAAGUACCCAAACAGUGGAGGGCAUGGUCUCUGCAGUCUCUGUUGUCCAAGAGAGUUUAAAAUCUAAAAGAACGUCAGACCACUUUCAGGAAGUCUUUAAGGAAGCAGAGGACAUGGUUGAGAAGCUGUGUCUAGAGCCCAUUGCUCUACCUCGCACACAUAGGCCCCCUAAGAGAUACACUGGGCCAGCACCUGCACACAGGCCUGCAUCUCCUGUGGAGUUCCACAGAGUGGAGUUCUACCGAGUCUUGGACACGGUAGAUACACAAAUUACCGACAGAUUUAUGCAACCAGGAAUAGAAGCACUAAAGGAAUUGGAGGCCUUGCUGCUGACCCCCAUUGAAAACAGCACUCAAAACAGUGUAGAGAAAUACCCUGAGCUGCAGUGGGAAGAUUUGAAGAUUCAAUUAGCCAUGUUUAAGAGAAAAUACCCAUUCAAAACCACUGCAGAUGUUACAAAGAUCCUACAGGCAAUGCCUGUUGAAGUGCGUGGUCUUUUUGAGCAAGUUGACACCAUUGUCAGAUUGCUAAUGGUCGUGCCUGCAUCGUCUGCUGAGGCAGAACGAAGUUUCAGUGGCCUACGGAGGCUGAAAACAUGGUUGCGGUCCACCAUGACCCAAAAAAGGCUGAAUGGAAUGGCAGUGUGCCACAUCCACCAAGAGAGGCUGGAAAAUCUCAAUAGGAGAGACAUUGCCCAGACGUUUAUUUAGGGCAAGGAUCGGAGGAGGGAGGUUUUUGGAUCCUUCAUGUAAUUCACUCCACUCCAUUUAUUGAAAGUCAGGUUUGUUUGUUUUUGUUUUUAAAUAAAACAGC
Messenger RNA from Larimichthys crocea (large yellow croaker), 887 nucleotides. RefSeq lists its product as uncharacterized. Gene Ontology annotation, molecular function: protein dimerization activity. Bases 20 to 784 code for a protein of 254 amino acids. The transcript has a single exon. The record is from RefSeq and is a predicted model, not a curated record. Lineage: Eukaryota; Metazoa; Chordata; Actinopteri; Sciaenidae.